Aureobasidium musti is the source of this 3720-nucleotide messenger RNA. NCBI's taxonomy places the organism in Eukaryota, Fungi, Ascomycota, Dothideomycetes, Dothideales, Saccotheciaceae. The record is from the annotation of a GenBank genome assembly.
AUGGCCUAUUCUCAGUCUCCAGCUUCCGAUGCUUCAUCGGACCUAUAUGCAGAGGUAGAUACGUCGUCGCAGCCCAACUUGACUUCGCGUGAGCGCCAUCAAGUUGCUUCGCCAGCGUCCGACCAGAUGUAUGAUGAUAGUCCUGUACCGCUCCCAGCACAAUCAAAAGGCAAGCGUAGAUUUGGCGCCGAGGACCACCAGACCCAAGUACCGCAAAAGAAGCGCAAGCUUGUACUCACUGCAGAACGUUACUUUUCUCCUGCUAUUCCGACUGUCGCCAACCUGCCUGCCGAGGUCUGGCAGCAUGUAUUCCUAUACCUUACUCCAGACGACCUUAGUCGUUGCUUGCGCGUUAGUCGCUUGUUCCGCUCCUAUCUUACCGAUCUCACCGCCACUAUGGGCAUUCGCCUACCGCCUCAUCGCAGUGGCUUGAAGCUUCUCGACAGCGAGGCUAUCUGGACAUCAGCCAGGAAACUGUUUGCCCCUAACCUCCCUCGACCCCUUGCUGGCUUUACCGAGAUGCACAUGUUCCAGCUUAUCGGAGGUAGGGAUUGUCAAGCUUGUGGUGCUUUUCCACUGCAUCCAAAUCAGCCCACUACCCCGUUCGACGCUGGGCCUGGUCCUGGCGGUGUGCGCGUUAUCUGGUCAUUUUCUGCUCGACUCUGCUCUGAGUGUUUUGAGCUAUACUCUGUCAAGGAUGUCGAUGUCGUGGUCUCUCCUGUCAACCCAUUGAGAGCUGGCUUACCCUAUGCUUUUUGCACACCGGAUUUACACUACAUUCCUGCUACCUUGCAGGCUCAGGCUGCUGCUUCCAUCAAGGGCACGAUGUUCAAGGUGUACUCGCAAAAACAUAUCGAUGAUCUUCAACAAGAACACCAGAAUGCUAUGGAGUUUGGCACUGCUGCUGCCGAGGAGUGGGUCAAAGGUCUGCCAUUACUCGGAAAACAGCAGAUGGCCGAUGCUGCUCGUUGGGAAAGAUGGGAAGCCCAACUUCCUCUUGGUUCCGACAUUUCCAAAGUGCUUAGAGACUACUUCCGUUCUUAUUCUGUUCCUAUGAUAGGUGAGGCUCCGGUCACUGUACCAUCUGCUGCAGUAACUGUAGUUGCGACACCUUCAGUGAGUGCAACUUCACUUCCAGCGCCUCCUUCAACCCAAAUGAAACAUCCUCUUCCAGCCCGAGUCGUUGCUGUCCCUACUGCAACCCAACCGAGCACCAGUGCUCAAAGUCCUCAACAACUAAGCAAANAGGAAUGGCGCGCACCUCGAAAUCUCAAAGAAGUCAACGAAGCCAGGGCUUCUCGACGGGCCGACAUUGAGCGACGAUGCUACACCGAAUUUCAGCCACCACUCAUGCCUAACGUCUUACAACACAUGGAAUCUUUCCACGCUGCUAUGCAGAUAACCACUCCAUUGACUGACAGCGCCUGGGAGGUCUUGAAACCUCGCCUUUAUGUUCAACGAGAUGCCGCUGAGCAGAUCGAGUACAUGAGAGAGGAACAAAUGCGUGCCCUUCAGGCAACAAUUCCUGAUCCUGCAUACCACGCUAUGUAUAGCCAGCCUGUUGAUCCAACGGUUCUUCAGCGUCAGUAUGAAGCUGCCCAAGCACCAAUCCGAAAGAAGCUUGGCAUGUACGCCGACGAUCUGAUUCGAAUCAAGUGGAAGAAGGGUAAAAUCCUUACUCGUGAAAGCUGUCCCGAAUUUGCGGUAGAGGUUCUGCUCUACGCCAGGAACAGAUUCGUUCAAGUUGAGCGGCCGCAUGACUUGCCCCAAGAUCAGAUAACUGACGAGUCUGAUUCAUGGUUCGUGAGUCUGGAAAAUAUGCGCUGGCUCUAUGACCAGAAAGUCAAGACAUACACCGACAAGUAUUUGCGUGAGCUGUUUCACUGCGCCGAGUGUAAGUCGCUCGGCAAGUCUUACGCUUUCGAAGGCAUGAUACAACAUUAUGGUGCAAAGCAUACAACCGAGUUCAGCAGGGGAAAUAUCGUUGUUCAUUGGCAAAGUGCAGAAUGGCCGGAAGAAUCUCCUCUAGAACCUUGCAACGGCGCCAUUCCUGAUCCGACUUUGCCUCCCAAGCCAUCUAAGAAAGCUACAGAGGGCGGCGAGGCUAGCCAACACCAAACAUUGGAUGAGUAUGGAGCUCCAGCUCAACCUGCAUACCCAGCUUAUCAGAAUGAAUCUUGGCUUGCGAAUGAUCAGGCUGGAUACUCGGCUUACCCUCCCGACGCCCAUGCCGGUUAUACUCCGUAUGGCUAUCCUUAUGCAAGUGGCACUCCAGCAGACCCUCAUCACCAGCAUGGUUAUUAUCCUCCUCCCGCCAACCCUGCGAGCUUACACCAGGAUCAGAUCGGCUAUCUCGCGAAUGCUGCCAGAGAUGUCUGGGACACCACUGCCGGAAUCAAGGGUCUGGAAGAGUGUGUUAGAGUUCACACCGUACUACAUCAUGUUGUCUCGAGAUUCAAGGCUCACUUUGGCCUGGAGCCGUCGCUCGAUCUGCUUACCGAUGCUCUCGUCAACCACGACCUCAUGCGACCUCUCAAGGAAGCGAGUGGAAUGGCCUGCAUGACUUGUAUAUCGAGCAACCUAGAUGGCUUUGUUGCUUUUAAGCCCUAUGCGAACCGCAUUGCCGACUACAAGCUGUACAACACUUCAUCACUUAUCACACAUUUCAAAACGGUCCAUCUUGGAAGUGACUCUGGACUGGAUUGGAAGGAAGACAUGAUUGAAUUACCUGAAGAUGAUAAUAUUCGUCAGUUGUUGAUUGCGGUCGGCAUGAACGACGAGAAGCUCGGUCUAAUCGCACAAGUUUUCCCCAAGCUUUUUCCUAAUCCGCUCCCAAAGAUCGGAGAGGUCAAGGAAGCUUUUAAACCACUGCCUAAGAAGGAUACAAAGUCAGAGCGUCGUGCUAAUCAGAAGAAGAAGAAACAGAAGCGUAAUAGCGGACAUCAUCCUGCUCCUCUGACUCAGGGCGAGACCUCGGAAGAGCAAUCUGAUACUCUCCCAGAGGCUGCCGAGGACGAAUAUGAUCCUCGACGCCCAGCCUUUAUUGAGCGAGAUAACCAGGGAUCAAAUCGCAAUGGCCAUGGCAAGAAGUCACAUGGUGACGGCCAACGACAACAGCCAUCUAUUGACCUUACACAACUUGCACCAGAAACUCUGGAAGCUCUCAGCCGCCUCCGCCCUUCUGACCCAGAGGUUCAGAAAGCUCUCGCCAGUAGGACCGAACGGAGUCCGUCUGUGCCCAGGGCUGGUGGUUCUAACCCUCCUCCGAUUGACGCUGAUCGCCGAAACCGCGCUGCAUUCGACGCCAAUCGUGUUGCCGCAUAUCCGCCACAAGAAUCUCGCGAUGACAAUCCGCGUUCAAAUGGUCGACACGAUCGUGGUGGUGUUGAAGAGCCUCCUGAGGAUUACACACAGAUCAUCCGUACACCUGCUGCUGGUCUGUACAAUCAGCAUGAGACUGCAGCUCCCGGUCUCUCGGUCCCACCGCAAGAUCGCUAUAUUCGCGUUGACUCACGUGGACAACCUUUGGAGCAUCUCCGGCACGAACCUGCGCCAUACGGCUAUGAGUAUGAUCCUCGCGCAGGAUAUCCAGAAUUCUACUCUCGACCGGGAUAUAGGGCAGAGCAUCCGCCUGUUUCCUAUGGUUAUGAACCAAGACCCGAAACGAUAUACGUGGAUCAGUACGGUCGUCCAGUCGAGGUUAGAGAGGAUCCGCAUGCU